UUUAAGAAGUGCUAAUUUUGUACAGUAAUAAACCGAUAACCUGACAAAAAUAAAUGCGUUUGCUUGCAAUCAAUACUUGAGAGUUCACAAAAGUUCACGAAGGUGAAAGGUCAGUUUAAAGUCUCACCGCUCCAAAAAGAGGAAGUCAUGAAGUGGUAAAUUUGCAGGUGUUAAAAGUAAAAAGAAUCACGCGCAUCUUACAUAAGCAGGGUCCAUCCAGAGUAUCUUGAAGAGCUCGAGUUGAAGUGACUGGGGUGCAUUUGUUCACUGGUUCAAUGUCUGAAGCAGAGGGUGACAGUAAAGCAUCAGAGUCAGAGAGUGCUGCAGCUACAGGAGACAGCUCCACUCAGGAAAAAGGUGCUGGGGAAGAAGCAGAGCAAAUGGAGUACUUCAGGAGAUUGUUUGCCAGAACCCUGGGUCUGUCUCAGGAACGAGAAGCAGCAGAGGCAGAGGAAGAAACUCCCCGUCCGCAGCAGCUGUUGGAUGAGGUUACAGUGGAAGGGAUCGCAAAGUACAUCAGAGAUGGCAAAUGUAGAAACAUAAUUGUCCUGACUGGAGCAGGCAUAUCUACAUCUGCUGGUAUUCCUGAUUUCCGCAGUCCUGGCACAGGGCUGUACGAUAACCUGCAGAAGUACAACCUGCCCAGCCCUCAGGCCAUCUUUGAAAUUGGCUUUUUCAAGGAAAACCCAGAACCAUUCUUUGCUCUUGCAAAGGAACUUUACCCUGGAAAGUUUAAGCCAACCUGGUGUCACUAUUUCAUCAAGCUGCUAUCACUGAAAGGCCUAUUGCUCAGGAAUUUCACCCAGAAUAUUGACACAUUGGAGCGAGUGGCAGGAGUGCCAGCUGGGGCGAUGGUGGAGGCUCAUGGGACAUUUUACACAGCACAUUGUCUUGGAGAGUGUAGGAAAGAGUACACACAGGAGUGGGUCAAAGAAAAGGUCUUCAAUGAUGAGGUCCCUAGAUGUCCUGAGUGUGAUGGUGUGGUCAAGCCUGGUAUGAACCUUGUUAAC
Messenger RNA from Branchiostoma belcheri (Belcher's lancelet), 1010 nucleotides. Its product is annotated as NAD-dependent protein deacetylase sirtuin-2-like. The record is from RefSeq and is a predicted model, not a curated record. The annotation marks the transcript as partial. NCBI's taxonomy places the organism in Eukaryota, Metazoa, Chordata, Leptocardii, Amphioxiformes, Branchiostomatidae. Gene Ontology annotation, molecular function: NAD+ binding. The transcript is spliced from 11 exons.